CCUCGGGCCGCCCCCGCCGCCGAGCGGGCCCGGGGAUAAAGUGGCAGCGCAGACGCCGCGCCCUGUCGCCGCGGAGCCGGCGGCGCGCAGCUCGGCCCGGCUCUGGCCCGCCGCAGACGAGGACCCGCGGCGCUCGGGGAACGCGACAGCGGCGCUCGUGGCCCCGGACUUGGAGAUCCUUUCAGAAUGCCGGAGGAAAGUUCUCCCAGGCAGACCCCACAGAGCGUUCCAUACCAGGACCUGCCUCACCUGGUCAAUGCCGAUGGACAGUACCUCUUCUGCAGGUACUGGAAACCUACGGGCACACCCAAGGCCCUCAUCUUUAUGUCCCAUGGAGCCGGGGAGCACUGUGGCCGCUAUGACGAGCUGGCUCAGAUGCUGGUGGGGCUCGAGCUGCUGGUGUUCGCCCACGACCAUGUUGGCCAUGGACAGAGCGAAGGGGAGAGGAUGGUAGUGUCUGACUUCCACGUUUUCAUCAGGGAUGUGCUACAGCACGUGGAUAUCAUGCAGAAAGACUACCCAGGGCUUCCUGUGUUCCUGCUGGGCCACUCCAUGGGAGGUGCCAUCACCAUCCUUACAGCCGCAGAGAGACCGGGCCUCUUCUCCGGCAUGGUCCUCAUUUCGCCUUUGGUUCUUGCCAGUCCUGAGUCUGCAACAACUUUCAAGGAUUAUCCGAAGAGCGUGGUGAAAAUGGCAACGAGAGUGGCAUUCUCUUCAAUUUCAACUUCUUAUUGGGUCUUUGCUGCGAAAGUUCUCAACCUUGUCCUGCCAAACAUGUCCCUGGGCCCAAUCGACUCCAGCGUGCUCUCUCGGAAUAAGACGGAGGUCGACAUUUAUAAUGCGGACCCCCUCAUCUGCCGGGCGGGACUGAAGGUGUGCUUCGGCAACCAGCUGCUCAAUGCCGUCACGCGGGUGGAGCGGGCCCUUCCCAAGCUGACCUUGCCCUUCCUGCUGCUCCAGGGCUCUGCCGACCGCCUUUGUGACAGCAAAGGGGCCUACCUGGUCAUGGAGUCCUCCAAGAGCCAGGACAAGACACUCAAGAUUUACGAAGGUGCCUACCACGUUCUCCACAAAGAGCUUCCAGAAGUAACCAACUCCGUCUUCCACGAAAUAAACAUGUGGGUCUCCCAAAGGACAGCAGCCGCGGGAAAGCGGUCCCCGCUCUGAGCGAACUAGCUGUGUGACCUGCCCACAGCCGGUGGGUCGGGGAAGUGGGCAGAGGAAGGGCAGAAGCUGGCUUGUCAGAUGUGGCUUGCAGGGGGCAGGGGUGGGGAUCACAAAUCGGAGGGAUCCCUGGCACAAUUUACUUUAAAACAAGACAUCCUUGUCAUAUAUCAGGCUGUCACUGGAUCUACAUUAAGGGAUAGACACUUCAUGCACAGAGAAGGGCCACAGGCAAGUUUCCCAGGGAGAGAAUGUGCUCAAAUGUCCUUAAAACCAAGCGGAGCCUCUGCCCUGCCUCUCCCAGCCCCCACAAGGUUCCCAGGAAUCCCUGGUGUUUCCCCGGACACCUGACCGCAAUAAUCAGAGGAGUCUCCCCUCCUGCCCUCCCUUCCAGCCCCCACCCCAAGACCCUCCCCAGCUGGCCUCGCUCUGUGGCCUUUCUCUGGCCGUGGGACAAGGUGGCAGGCGUCACCUCCCCUGGGCAGUCUCACGUGCCCCCCGAGGCCCAGACAAUGCCCAGGACUUCCUUGACAUGAGGAGUCACCCAUGACCCAUGUCAGCUCCUCAUCAGCCUGGAGCUGGGCUUUGGGAUGGGAGGAGGCUUGCCCUGGAAAGAGAACGUGGUCAGGAAUCCCCUCCUUCCUGCCAGGGAGCCUGGCGGGCGCCCGCUGAGUGCUUUACAUAUUCGGGGGCCCGCCUCCCCUCACAUGACUAAUUUGACCUGACACUCAGAGAGGGAGUGUAUUCAAGAUGAAGCAUCUAAUAUAUACUGUAUAUUCUAAAGCAGAGACUCUUUGGGUGGGUGGGUGGGUGGGUGGGACCGAGGGGGGCUUGAAGCUAUGGGAGCCUGAUGCCCCCGCACAGGAGGGGGACAUGGUGGGAGGGCCCUGGUUAAGGCGCUAAGGUGCAACCCCCGGAAAGCGGGGCCCUGGAGCGCCAGCAGUGGGAGGUUACGGGCCCAUCCCUGGUCCGGACCCACAGCCGCCCUGGGAGCCUCGGUGCUGGCGGCAUAGCCACCUCUGGUGGCAGAACGAGAGAGUCCCGACUCGGUGGCCCUGCCCAGGACUGCAGGCCCCCGAGGCCACAGCGAGGCUGGCCCCGGGCGACGUUUCCCAGCAGAGGGCCCAGCAGCGCCUGACCUGCCCUUCUCAGGUGCCGACCCCCGAAGGCCCGCCCGUGGCCCUCACUCAGCGCCAGCAAUAAACGGGGAUCACCGCCCACUGCAGAGUACUUUCACUUUCAAGCGGGGCUGCUGUUACCUCAUGAGGCUCUUCGUCAACCAGGACCCCGGGUGGGGGUGGAACCGUUGGGGGGCACCCACUCGGCCGCAGGGUGCAAUCCGGGAGCCCCAAGGCCCCAGAUGAGGCGGCUGCUCCCCUGCCAGGCCCUCUGACUUUGGAGACUGGGAGUUGGGGCUCCCACCCCUCUUCCUUCGGCAGUGGGAACCGCUGCCUCUCACCCCCUGUUCUUCCGAGGCUUGGUCUGGGUGUCCGGAGCGGGGCAUCCCUCACGCUCUCCGUCCGGGGGCCCUGACCCCACCACGGCGUAGCCAAGAGCGGGGCACCCUCCUCCGGUGGGCAGACCCCGACCCCCAGCUGAAAGUCAUGCUCGCCCGGGGGCCGGGGUUUGUACUCUCCUGCCCCUCCGGUGGGGGAAGGGCACGGGCAGGGCCCACGUUCCCAUGGAGGGAGGCUUUCAUUGCCCUGUCUUCCUUCUCUGGCUUCUCUUCGGGGGAGAAAAAUGUAAAAAAUGCACUGAGAGAGAAGGUCAGCCCUGGCCUGUUCAAGCUGGGCCACUGGUGAGUGUCUCUGCUGCUCAGCGGAGAAGCAGAAACUCUCCCCGCAGACCCCCAAGCCUUGAGACGCCCCUGAACCCAGAUCUGGAAUUCUUGCCCGGAGCUGUGAUAGCGCGGGUCACACAAAGUCCCCACGCCCUCCCAUCCCCACGGCCUCUCCGAGAAGCGUGUGCCGGCCAGGCUAUUUCCCAAAUUAAAUAUCAGGCACGUGGUUUGACUGGGAAUCUUUUGGAUGCAUGAGUUUAUUUAUAUGAAAGCUCUAACAGAGAUUAUACGAAAGCUCUAAAUCAGUCACAUUUGCAUAUCUGGUUAAAGACUCACCUAUAUUAGAACAAAGAAUUAUUUGGAAGCAGGAGUGUCUCCCAAUCUAGGAGGGGACGGGGACAUUGACAGGCCACCCCACCUGCUGAAUAGGAGCAGGGGUGGGAGCUGGACACCAGCUGUGUCUGGAGUCCCACGCGGGGCCACGCCAGUGCCACGUGCCCGCCUGUCCUGGGACAGCUGUGUGAGUCUUGAACUGAGUUCGUGCUCAGUGUUGACGGCUCCAUGCUCCAUGCUGACAUUCGGAACUUCCAAGUCCUGCCUUCGCCACGACGAAGAGCUGGGUCUGAAAGGGAAGGAAGCUGGGUCACACGUGUCCCGGCCUCGAGCAGGUGGGAAGAUGGAUUCUGGAGAUGCGACGGGACGACCUGUCGGGACACUAGGCCCCAGCGCUGUCGUGGAUGCAGCACCUUCCCCCUGUAACUCGGAGGUCACGCCAGUCCGUAUGGAAAUGGGCUUCAUGGCUGACAGUCUUUCUGGGAAGAGAUGCCACCUGUAAGCAGGAAGAGGGGGACGCUGCUCCUUGGCAGGGAGGGGGGUGGAUGGUCUCUGGCCCUCCCAUCCAGCUUCUGGGGGGCAUGGGGGCUCGCAGUGAGAGCACUGAAGGAGGCCACAAAAACCCGCCUGCUCUGCUCCGCACCCGUGGCAAGGUCCCACGCUACGUUUUCUUUCUUUCACAAAUCGCUAACAUAACCCAUUGGGGUCCCCGUGAUUUUCUAAGCAGUUUACCAGUUACUGUCUGUGUUCAGCCGCAUCCCUACCUGUGUACCGUUACUGGGGACUCGUGAUCAGCUCAGAACUAUCAAAGGAACCAUGUACGCCACAACUAAUCCUAAUAAACCGGAUGUUUUCUGCA
Acinonyx jubatus (cheetah) is the source of this 4136-nucleotide messenger RNA. RefSeq names its product monoglyceride lipase (gene MGLL). Gene Ontology annotation, cellular component: membrane. Bases 187 to 1167 code for a protein of 326 amino acids. The record is from RefSeq and is a predicted model, not a curated record. NCBI's taxonomy places the organism in Eukaryota, Metazoa, Chordata, Mammalia, Carnivora, Felidae. The transcript is spliced from 9 exons. Gene Ontology annotation, molecular function: lipase activity.